Molecule: messenger RNA, 869 nt
Organism: Cuscuta campestris
Lineage: Eukaryota; Viridiplantae; Streptophyta; Magnoliopsida; Solanales; Convolvulaceae
Source: the annotation of a GenBank genome assembly
CAUUCAAAAAUCUUUUUAUUGCUUCUACUUCAUCAGAAAAUUUACAGUCCCAUAUCUCAGGUUAGUUACUAAUGUCAAAUAGAAGGGAAUGGAUGGGAAAACGUUUGAUGGAAAAUGGUUGGAUAAAUCCCGAAUUUUUAAAUGGUGUUCAAGAUUUUAUGAAAGCUGCAUUUGCCAAUAAUGAAGAUAUGGUAAAAUGUCCCUGGAGUUUGUUCCCUUGUUGUAAACUCGAAGGAAGUUUCUUGUUCCUUCGUGAGAAGUCUUGGAGUGCGGUAUCUCCGAGCAAAGGUGUUGAGGCUCGUGUGACUCGGGUUCUCAAGUUGUAUCGUUUCUUUUCCAACCAGACUGUGAUUCAAGAGGUUCGACGCAUAAAUAAAAAGCUAUUCAACCCUGAAGCAGUUAAGUUCUUAGGCAUAACAAAUGCUCGAGAUACGUAUUGGGAACAACUUCAGAACUGGAAGAAUUUAUGUACAAUUUGGAACUCAGAGGAGUGGCAAAAGAAAUCAAAAGCUGGUUCCGCAAAUCAAAAAGGUAAACUACUUGAAGGUGAGGUCACAACAAGAAGUACAUUGGGCACAAAGACAAAGUCACAGAUAUUAAAAGAAUUGUCUAUUCAACUAGGUCGUCCUUGUCGUUUAGAUGAGCUGUUACAACAUAUGUGCACUAAUCCAAAAACUGGACAACCAUAUCCAACUCGACAUACUCGAAUUUUGGAAAAGUAUUGUGAAGUUAUGGUUACAAAGUUUGACGACUAUGACAUCACAGAUGAUGAUGAGUUGGAUCACAGAUGUAGAAGAAGAUGAAGAGUAAACGCUCUGCAAGCACACAAGUAAUGAUGACAUUGUCAUAAAUAAGAGCUUGGUACAAUG